CUCCAUCGCUCGUCUCCUCUCUUCAUCUUUCUCUUCCCUUCCCCUCCCCCGACUCGUCUUCUCCGCCUGUUGUUCGUCUGCACGCCUUCCCACGGCCAAUUCAGCACCAUGUCGAGCAACCCCAACCAGAAGCCCUUGCCCUUCGGCUACCAGUUUGUUGCUGGUGCCGUCGCCGGUGUGUCCGAGAUUCUUGUGAUGUACCCCUUGGACGUCGUCAAGACCCGAGUUCAACUCCAGAAGGGAACCGCGGUCGCUGGUGAAGAAUACUACAAUGGCAUGUUCGACUGCAUGCGCAAGAUUGUCAAGAACGAGGGCUUCUCUCGUCUAUACCGUGGUAUCUCGGCCCCCAUCCUGAUGGAAGCGCCCAAGCGUGCGACCAAGUUCGCUGCCAACGACAGCUGGGGUGCGUUCUACCGUAACCUCUUCGGUGCCAAGGAGCAGACCCAAUCCCUCGCCAUCCUGACCGGUGCGACCGCCGGAGCGACCGAGUCUUUCGUCGUGGUUCCCUUCGAGCUGGUCAAGAUCCGUCUGCAGGACCGCGCCUCUAAAUACAACGGCAUGCUGGACGUGGUGAAGAAGAUCGUCGCCGCAGAGGGACCUCUGGCUCUGUACAACGGUCUGGAGUCCACACUCUGGCGUCACAUUCUCUGGAACUCGGGUUACUUCGGUUGUAUCUUCCAGGUGCGGGCGCAGCUGCCCACCCCCGAGCCCGGCAACAAGAGCCAGCAGACGAGAAACGACCUGAUUGCGGGUUCGAUUGGUGGAACGGCCGGUACGAUCCUCAACACGCCCAUGGAUGUCGUCAAGUCGCGGAUUCAGAACACCUCCAAGGUGGCGGGUCAGACCCCCAAGUAUAACUGGGCCUGGCCGGCCGUGGGCACCGUGAUGAAGGAGGAAGGAUUCGGAGCCCUGUACAAGGGCUUCUUGCCCAAGGUGCUGCGUCUGGGACCGGGAGGUGGUAUCCUCCUGGUCGUGUUCACCGGAGUGAUGGACUUCUUCCGGAACAUGCGCGGAGAGUAAACUCUUCCACUUAUUGUUCUUCCCUUCCCUUCCCUUCCCUUCCCUUCCCUUCCAUUCCCUUCAAUUCUACCAAUAUAUCUAUCUCUUCAUAGAAAUAGAGGCACUCACGGCCCGGACUUGUGGGAGG
Molecule: messenger RNA, 1147 nt
Organism: Aspergillus sclerotioniger CBS 115572
Lineage: Eukaryota; Fungi; Ascomycota; Eurotiomycetes; Eurotiales; Aspergillaceae
Product: putative mitochondrial 2-oxodicarboxylate carrier protein
Exons: 5
Coding region: 109-1020 (303 amino acids)
Biological process (GO): transmembrane transport
Source: RefSeq, a predicted model, not a curated record